Molecule: messenger RNA, 1158 nt
Organism: Lactuca sativa (garden lettuce)
Lineage: Eukaryota; Viridiplantae; Streptophyta; Magnoliopsida; Asterales; Asteraceae
Product: hypersensitive-induced response protein-like protein 1
Source: RefSeq, a predicted model, not a curated record
CUAUGGUUUUCUUGUGACUAGGGUUGUCAUGAUCUCCUAUUAACUGAGUGCUUAUAAUGCUCUGACCUCCUUUUAACUGGGCGUUUCAAAAUUUGGGUUGUCAACAAGUUUUCAUGGAAGACGUAUGAUUUUGUGCUUUUAAAACUAUAAGAUCAUGGGAAACCUAUUCUGUUUAGUUCAAGUAGAUCAGUCCACAGUAGCCAUCAAGGAAACUUUCGGAAAAUUUGAUGAUGUUCUUGAGCCAGGUUUACAUUGUGUCCCUUGGAUUUUCGGAAGUCAGGUUGCUGGACAACUCACACUAAGACUUCAACAGUUAGAUGUCAAGUGUGAGACCAAAACAAAGGACAAUGUUUUUGUCAAUGUUGUAGCUUCAAUACAGUAUCGUGCCCUAGCUGAUAAAGCAAGUGACGCCUUUUACAAACUCAGCAACACAAGGUCCCAAAUCCAAGCUUAUGUUUUUGAUGUCAUAAGAGCUAGCGUCCCAAAGCUCAACCUAGAUGAUGCUUUUGAACAAAAGAAUGAAAUCGCCAAAGCUGUUGAAGACGAACUUGAAAAGGCAAUGUCUGCAUAUGGGUUUGAGAUAGUUCAAACUUUAAUUGUGGACAUAGAGCCGGAUGAGCAUGUUAAGAGAGCAAUGAACGAGAUCAAUGCAGCUGCAAGGUUUAGGAUGGCAGCUACUGAGAAGGCUGAAGCCGAGAAGAUACUUCAGAUAAAGAGGGCUGAAGGAGAGGCUGAGUCGAAGUAUUUGUCUGGAUUGGGUAUUGCACGACAAAGACAAGCAAUUGUUGAUGGUUUAAGGGACAGUGUGUUGGGGUUUUCAGUUAAUGUUCCUGGGACAACAGCUAAGGAUGUUAUGGAUAUGGUUUUGGUUACUCAGUAUUUUGAUACAAUGAAGGAAAUUGGGGCUUCAUCUAAAUCAUCUGCUGUGUUUAUCCCACAUGGACCUGGUGCUGUUCGUGAUGUGGCUGCUCAGAUUCGCGAUGGUCUUCUUCAGGGUAACGCCACUCACUGAUUGUUGACUGUUUUCAUACAGUUUUUUAUGGUGGUUGACUUUGGGUCAUACAGUUUUUUAAUGAAUGUGUUUAUAUUGUUUAACUUUGUGAGUUUGUGUAUGCUUUAUAUUGUUGAUAUGGUAUAGUAGGUUUUGAAUUUGGUUUC